This is a messenger RNA of Recurvomyces mirabilis, 1611 nucleotides long. RefSeq lists its product as uncharacterized. The transcript has a single exon. Bases 1 to 1611 code for a protein of 536 amino acids. Lineage: Eukaryota; Fungi; Ascomycota; Dothideomycetes; Mycosphaerellales; Teratosphaeriaceae. Gene Ontology annotation, molecular function: nucleic acid binding. The record is from RefSeq and is a predicted model, not a curated record.
AUGAGCGAUAUAAUCGAAGCUGCGAACGACAAGACAGCAAGAAGGCGCCUGCACAUCACGCCAUUCAAUUCCGCUUUACUGGAACGAUUCAUCCCGGCCAGUCUGCAACCAUUGGCGAGCGAUAUAUCCUUUCAUAAUGUGGAAACCUUUCCGGAUAAGGGCUUUGGCUACGUUGAGCUCCCUGCUAUAGAAGCCGAAAAGCUCAAGAAGAAAUUGAACGGGAUGACGUUGAAAGGCUCAAAAGUGCGGAUUGAGGAUGCGAAGCCGGAGAAGAAGAAGCGAAAGACAGAUGUUGAGGAGGAUGAGGAUGAUCGCAAGGCGAGGAAGCGAGUGAGGAAGGGGAAGCGAAAGCCUGAGGAAGGCGUGCUAUCUGGCCACGACCUGGAGAGUGGGAGGCAUGUGAAGCGAGGCUGGACGGAGGAUGGUGCCGACACGAAGAGUAAGAAGAAGAAGAGCAGCAAGGAGGAGCGCUCGAAAGCUACCAAAAAGGAUGCAAAGGACAAGAAGAUGCUCUUCAAGACGAGUAUACCACCAAAUGCUAUGCCUGUGAAGGACAAAUCGAAGAAGGAGGGUAAGGAGAAGAAGGAGAAGAGUGAGCGCAAGGCCAAGGUGAAGACAGUCGUGCAGGAGGGCAAGAAGUCGAGCAAGCUCGUGGGUGUGGCUGAUAAGGGCAGAGACGGCAAGCUGCAUUACGUAGAUGAUCAGGGCUGGGUGGACGAGAGUGGAGGGGUUGUGGAGGAAGCGAGGAGGUCAAGUCGACCAAGGCGGGAGAAGAAGAGUACAAAAGCCGCACCACUACCAGUGCAAGAUGUCAUGGCUGUUCGAGGUGACAACAAUAGUGAAAGUACGGGUGACCUGGAUGCAUCAUCCUCUGAGGAGCCGAGUAGCAGUGACGGCGAAGAAGAAAACACGGAAGCCGAAGCCCCAGAAGCAGUGGCAGAAGCAGAAGCAGGCGCCAAGUCUGACCCAGCAGCAGAACCGAAUGAUAUCUCAGGCUCACAAGACGUGGAGGACGAUCCCAGGACGCCACGCACAAGCUCUCCAGCGCAGCCUCAGCAAGCGAUCAAUGGUUUCACUGGAGAAGCGAAAGAAGUCCACCCGCUCGAAGCACUUUUCAAGCGACCAGCUACACGACCCGAAAGUGCCUCGAAGCCAAAGCCAAGUCCUAUUGACACCUCAUUCUCAUUCUUCAAUUCGGGUGCAGAUGAAAAUAUGGACGAAGAUGAUGAAGUAGGUACGACUCACCCACCACAAACACCUCACACGCAACGAGACAUGGAAUGGCGAAGCGUCCGCUCUGCCGCUCCAACACCUGACACUGCCGCUAUCGGCAAGACAUUCAACUUCUCCAUCCCAGAUGAUGAGGAUGAUGAAGACGAUGAGGACGCAGCCGCAACUAUGGGCGAUGUCAUCAUGGCAGAGGAUGAAGCUGGUGAGGGCGCACCUUCUCAUGUGGGCGCACAGGGCGGCGAGAUGGGGGAGAGUGCUUUCAGGAAGUGGUUCUAUGAAAACAGAGGUGAUUUGAAUCGAGGCUGGAAGAAGCGGAGACGGGAUGAGAAGAAGCAGAAGAGGCAGAGGGAGAAUAGGCGGUUGAGUAGGAGGGUGGCAUAG